Messenger RNA from Nelumbo nucifera (sacred lotus), 1884 nucleotides. The record is from RefSeq and is a predicted model, not a curated record. Lineage: Eukaryota; Viridiplantae; Streptophyta; Magnoliopsida; Proteales; Nelumbonaceae.
CAAUGGGUCAUUUCCAAUUUUCAUUUUUGAUUCCCCCUGUCUCGAUUGUUCGCUGCCCUAGCUUCUUCCUCUUAUCUUCGUCUCAUCUCCUGGUUCCCCUUUCCUUCAACUCAAAUCAAACUCUCAAUUCUCUUCUCUUCACUCUCUUCCUCCUUCAAUCUCAAAUACUCAAUUGUGGAGGGCCUGGAGGCGGCGACGGUGGUGGAAGCAGCGGCUGUGACGGCAUUCCAUGUCUCUCAAAGGCUGCCUCAGGAAAUUAGGGCUAAACAAGUCUGCUACAUCUUGGGGAGCCUCCCACCUGCACCCAAAGAAAGAGCACAAUUCUAACCAAACACAAUUCAAAAUGGUACAAGAGAUUAAUAAAUGGGGAAUAGUCUCAUCACUUGCUUUGCAAAGAAAACAUAUAUGAGGAGAAAGGACAUAAAAGACUUUCUUUUUUGCAGCAUAUCACAGGCCUGGUUAAGUAAGUGAAUGGGUGCUUGAACCAGUGACAAUGGCAUUGAUAGCCUACCAGAUGCAGUGGAGAGAUCACAACUCACGCCUCUCCAAGGGCUGCUUAGUUCUUAUGCUACCUUUCCAUUGAGGCCUUUAUCAUGGACCAGAUGUAUGAAAUUGAAACCAGUAGCUCUUCAGUUGGUUGGGAAAUUGGAUAGGUGUGGUGCAUCAAAGCAGAACCUUUUUUUAAGCAUAGGUGCUCCUUGUAUGCUUGAACCAAGUAAAAGAAAUUUCAGGGUCAUAGCCUUCAAAGGCAGUGCCCAAAAUGAUGAAUCAGGAGAUAGAUCAGGUGGAUGCAAAUUCCCCAAGAACAAUGUUAAACUCUCCUAUGUACCACAUGAUGGUGAAGAAACACUGACAGAACCAGCAGACAGAGAGAAGGUAUAUACUUCAGAAGAUGGUCAAGAUUCGCUAGUGGGAUCCAUAGCCAUACAAAAACUAUUCAAGAAAUGGCUGAUGAUGUUGCGCACACAAUCAUUCAAUCAAGCACCAAAUGUGAUUUUUGAGGAGGGACUGCCACAAAGCGAGAUAUCAGAAAGUCAGAAUGGGAUCCAGAAAAGGGAAGCAUUUAAGAUUUUCAAGGCAGCAUGGUGUUACUUUAUGGGACUUGAUGCAAUAAUUAAGGUCCCUCUUGUGAUAUUCAUCCCUUGGUACCUGUCAGUUAAUGUAGUUUAUGGGCCUGAAGUUUCGAAGGAGUUAACCCCUCUUUGGGUCUUUGGGCCACUGGUCAUGGCUCUCUACAUCAAGAUGCUCCGAGGACUCUGUGCAUUGUAUGUUUUCACCUUCAAGCAGAUGGUGCAAGUUUUGAAGAACUUACCGACCUACUACAACUAUGUGGCCCAGGGCAAGCUCAAUGAUGACCUGCGAGCCUAUUUCUGGCAACCUGUGGUGGACAUUAAAAACCUGGACUACAAAGAAGCAUUUAGGAAGAAGCUGAAAGAGUUUGAAGCGUGGUUGGUGGAUAAGUACUUGGAUUUUGUGGAGUCAAUAUGGCCGUAUUAUUGCAGAACAAUCAGGUUUCUAAAAAGGGCCCAUCUCAUUUAAAUUCUGAGAUUGUUACGGCUAAGUGAGUCUUAAUUGAGCAAAAUGGGAGGAAUGGUUUUACUUUUACAGCCCCCAACCCCAAACAGUAAUCUUCCUUUGGAGUUUUGAGAAAAAAUGAGCCUGGUGAAAAUUGAGGCUGGCAAACUAAAAACCCAUUUGGAUUGGGGUAGUUUUCCUGGUAGGAUCUGAGGUAUAGUGGUCCAGCGGGUCUGUAAUUUAAAAUCAAUCCCGUUUUUUUUUUUUUCUCCCCACAUCAUUUGUUUUUCUCAACUGUAUUUUAUUUCAGGAUCCCUGUAUUUCAACGAGGUCUUAUAAUGGUAUGAGAAUGGAACGGUUCUGAAUGGC